This is a messenger RNA of Haliotis rubra (blacklip abalone), 2562 nucleotides long. RefSeq names its product coiled-coil domain-containing protein 18-like. Lineage: Eukaryota; Metazoa; Mollusca; Gastropoda; Lepetellida; Haliotidae. The transcript is spliced from 14 exons. The record is from RefSeq and is a predicted model, not a curated record. Bases 32 to 2362 code for a protein of 776 amino acids.
CCGGGCAGAACAGGACUUAAAGGAGACGAGGAUGGAGCUGGAAGAGAAGCUGGACUCCAACCGUGAGAUGGACAGGAUGUUGAUGGAGAGACAGGCCAUGCUGCAGCAGAGCUCCAACAGGAUCACAGAGCUGGAGGAGACUCAGACUGACCUCAACAGACAGAUAUCCAGCCUGGAGCAGCGUCUGCUGAGAGAGAAGGCCCAGUCCAUGACAGAACUGGAGGUGGCUGAGAGGAAGCUCCACCAGGCGUGUAGCGACAUGGAGACCAAGACAGCAGAAGUCACACAACAGACACAGACUCUCAGGGAGUUGAAAGAAGAGAAUCGCCAUCUAACAAGUGAUCUGUCUUCGCUGGAACACCAGCUUCAAGAGACUCAGACAGAGACGGAACAGACAGUAACACGUUGUGCUAAGCUGGAGAAGGACAACCGCGAUCUGCGGGUGCAGCUGGAGCAGAAGAUGGAAAUAGUGGCAGACAUGGAAGACCAGAUGACCAGCAGGUCCGAGGAUGCCCAGCAACAGAUGCAGCUUGUCACGGAACUGGAGGAGGAGAUUAACAGCCUGAAGGGAUCUCUGAAGGAGAGCAAAGCAGAGGUGGUCAAAGUAGAUGACCAGCUCCAGAGGUCAAAGUUUGAGGUCAAGGCUAAGGAUGACAUGUUGGAGGACCUCAGGGAUGCUUUGAAGAAGACCCAGGAGGAGUUGGGGAUGAUGAGUGAGGAGAAUGAGGAGAUGAAGGAGUCGCUAGACACCAGACAGGUGGAGCUCAACGAGAGGGUGGCACAGGUGACGAGAUUGGACCAAACAAUCAAGGAGACGCACACGGAGAUGGAGCAGCGGAUGCUGAAGCUGGACGAAACACUCCAGAAAUAUCAGACGGAGAUACAAGAGAGGACGCGGCAGAUUGCCAACCUGGACGACGCACUGCAGCAGAGUCAGUCUCAGCUGCGAGAGAAGACGCUGCAGUUCCAGCAGUCGGAGCAGCUGCUGCAGCGACACACCAUGGAGCUGCAGGCCGCUACAGUUAAACUGCAGGAACUACAGAAGGUGACAGAGAGGCAGCAGCACCGUCUGGAAGAUCAGAAGGAGGAGAACGUGGACAUCACACAGGAACUACGACUCACCAGGGAGCAGCUGCAGCAACAACAUGGAGAGUUUAUGGAGACAAGACGAGAAUUGGCCCAGUCACACCGAGAACAGGAUCGAUUUGCUCGGGAGUUAGAAGAGGCUGUCCUCCUAGCACAGAACAGAGACUCAGAGGUCACACGUCUUGAGGAGCAGCUGAAGGAAUGUCAAGGUCGGGAAAGUCAAACAGAGGCUAGAUAUAUGUCUGAAGUUGAGACAUUGAAGGAGGAAAUUGAAGCCUUACAACAGAAACACCAGGAAGAGUUGGCGAGUUGCCAUGACAGCCAGCAGGAGCGCCAGUCAAACUACACACAGCUUGAAGGUCAGCUGAAGGUUGCCCAGCAACAGCUCUUGCAGCAGGAGGACCAAAACAAGGAGGCGCUGGAGAAGGUCAAGGACGACCUGGAUUGUCUGCAAAAUGAGCUUAUCGCCAGGAAGGAGGUCAUCGAUACAGCCAACGAGACCAUUAUACUCAAGGAGUCAGAGAUUGCAAGACUCCAGGCAAGGGUGUCUGGGUUCGAGAGGGCAGCACUGGCCCAGAUGCAAUCUGGGAAGAGUUUUCUUCACCAACCACUGGUUGAAACCGGUCACAGAAUGCUUCCAUCUGGUGGUAAAGUCAUGCAGCCAAUGAAUGGACACCAUGCCGAUCAACUCAUACCACAGAAAAUGACAGUGAUUCCAGAAAAUGCAUUUGUGAACAAUUCUGUCCCAGCUGAUGAAUCUCAAGGUUAUCGUCAAGUUAAAGCUGUUCAUGGUUCCUCGGUUAUGUUUGAUACCUUACAGUUCCAGAACGGAACCGGACAUUCCAAUGGCACCGACUCCAAUGUGUUUCAAGGACUGUAUUUGGAGGCAGUGACUGGACAGAUGGUGUCAUCCCAGAAUUCCUUUAACGGAGCUGUUCGGACGUUAAAUUUUGAUAAUAUUUCAGAAAAUGAUGCCAACAUCACAGGCCAAAAUUAUCGAGGAAAUAAUAAGCCAUCAGUGAUUCAGCAGAAAGGGCGAAAACAGAUGGGAGACUUUCCUGUUGUUCAUGAUGACCCUGUGACGGUGGUGGGGAUGUACGACCAUGACGGUGGGGACGAGGACUCGGAGGCGGACACCACGGGGCCAGACCCAGAACAAUGUAUGCUGGAGCUGCAGGAGAGGUUGAGGUCCAAUGAGCUGAGACAGCAGGCAAUAGAGCAACAGCUACUCAACAUGGACGAUGAUGAUACAUUGGAGGAAGACAGUAACUGCUAGCUGACACGGUGUCUGAUGAUGUAUCUGUCUGACACAGGACUUCCUGUCUGAAGAUGUAUCUGUCUGACAUAGGACUUCCUGUCUGAAGAUGUAUCUGUCUGACAUGUGACUUCCUGUCUGAAGAUGUAUCUGUCUGACAUGUGACUUCCUGUCUGAAGAUGUAUCUGUCUGACAUGUGACUUCCUGUCUGAUGAUGUAUC